This is a messenger RNA of Neopelma chrysocephalum (saffron-crested tyrant-manakin), 1552 nucleotides long. RefSeq names its product solute carrier family 27 member 3 (gene SLC27A3). The record is from RefSeq and is a predicted model, not a curated record. Lineage: Eukaryota; Metazoa; Chordata; Aves; Passeriformes; Pipridae. Gene Ontology annotation, cellular component: endoplasmic reticulum. Gene Ontology annotation, molecular function: long-chain fatty acid-CoA ligase activity; long-chain fatty acid transmembrane transporter activity. The annotation marks the transcript as partial. The transcript has 9 exons.
CAAGGUGGUCCCCACACGGCCCCGUCCCGCCCCCCAGAGCUGUUCGGGUCGGUGGAGCCGCUCCUGCCCACCCUGCGUGAGGACGGGGUGGCCGUGUGGGUGUUGGGCCGGGGGCCGUACCCGCCAGGGGUCGUGGCCCUGCAGGAGCUGCUGGACGCGGCCUCGGACCAGCUGGAGCCCGAGGACGUUUGGGAGCCCCAGGACAUGAAUGAGACCUGCCUGUACAUCUUCACCUCGGGCACCACUGGGCUCCCCAAAGCCGCCCGCGUGUCGCACCUCAAGUCCAUCAUGUGCCUGGGCUUCUACGAGCUGGUGGGAGCCUCCAGCGGGGACGUUGUGUACCUGGCACUGCCCCUCUACCACAUGGCCGGGGCCCUCCUGGGCAUCGUCGGCUGCCUCGGCAUCGGAGCCACGUGUGUGCUGAGGGAGAAGUUCUCAGCCAGCCAGUUUUGGGAUGACUGUCGUGCCGAGGGCGUCACCGUGUUCCAGUACAUUGGGGAGCUGUGCCGGUACCUUGUCAACCAGCCCCAGCGCCCUGGUGAGCGGCAGCACGGGCUCCGGUUGGCCGUGGGCUCUGGGCUCAGACCCGACGUGUGGAAGAGUUUCCAGCAGCGCUUCGGGCCCAUCCGGAUCGUGGAGACCUAUGGGAUGAGCGAGGGAAACGUCACCCUCUUCAACUACACCGGGACCCCCGGGGCCGUGGGCAGGGGCAGUUUCAUCUACAAGCUCUUCUCGCCCUUUGAGAUCGUUCGGUUCGACGUGGCCGCGGGAGCCCCGGAGCGGGACCGGGCCGGGCGCUGCAUCCGCGCAGGGCCGGGCGAGACGGGGCUGCUGAUCGCGCCGGUGACCCCCCGGACCCCGUUCCUGGGCUACGCGGGCCCCCCCGAGCUGUCGGAGCAGAAGCUGCUCCGGGGGGUCUUUGCCGAGGGCGACGCGUUUUUCAACACCGGGGACCUGGUGGAGCAGGACCGGGACCAGUUCGUGCGGUUCCGGGACCGCACCGGAGACACCUUCAGGUGGAAGGGGGAGAAUGUGGCCACCACGGAGGUGGCCGAGGCCCUGCUGGCCCACGAGUCCCUGCAGGAAGCCACCGUUUAUGGGGUCACCAUCCCAGGGCACGAGGGCCGUGCCGGGAUGGCGGCGCUGGUGCUGCAGCCGGGACAUUCCAUGGAUGGGCCAGGGCUGUUCCGGCACUUGGAGCAGCUGCUCCCGCCCUAUGCGUGGCCCCGCUUCCUCAGGGUGCAGGAGCGCCUGGAGAUGACGGAGACGUUCAAGCAGCAGAAGGUCCGUCUGGCUCAGGAAGGGGCUGAUCCUGGGAUCGUUCCCGACCCGCUCUUCCUGCUGGACGAGGCCUCACAGUCCUACAUCCCGCUGGAUCCCGAGCUCUGGGAACGGCUCCAGACCGGGCACCUCCGCAUUUAACCCCCCACGGGAGACCCCAAAGCUCCCAGGGGGCCCCAGAGCUGGGCCCGGGGCUGUCCCGGGGGCUGCGGGGGCUCCGUGUCUGUCCUGGGGGUCCCCAAAUCUGUCCUGCCACCACCAUGAACCCCAC